GCUGUUGGGGAUCCUGGCCUCUACAGCCUUGCUUUGCCAAGGAUUCGCAGGGAGUCCUUUGGCCAGUCACUUUCCUUUUCUGAGCCCGUUUCUGGCCCAGAUCCAAGAACCAUCGAUUCCUUCCUUCCUUCAACUGACGUUUAUCAGGUGCCUGCUGACGGCCGACCCCUGUAGCUGACCGCCCACAGGCUCUAACCAGGUCGGACCUUCGGGGUCUUGUGUGCUCCCCCAGGGGGCGCUAGGGGACCCACAGCGAGGCGGCGGCUCGGGCAGGACGAGGCGUCUGGGUCCCGAGACUCCUCAGGGCGCUGGACAAAGGAUGACCGCCAGAAUUGCAGAUUUCCAGGAUGUCCUGAGGGAGCCCAAAAUUGCACUGGGGAAGCUUAGAGAACUCAGUUUCAGUGGGAUCCCUUGUGAGGGUGGACUGCGCUGCCUUUGCUGGAAGAUUCUUUUGAACUACCUCCCCUUGGAGAGGGCCUCAUGGACCUCCAUCCUGGCCAAGCAGAGGGAGCUGUAUUCCCAGUUCCUGAGAGAAAUGAUCAUUCAGCCUGGCAUAGCCAAAGCUAACCUGGGUGUAUCUAGAGAGGAUGUCACUUUCGAAGACCAUCCACUCAAUCCGAGCCCUGAUAGUCGGUGGAACACCUACUUCAAGGACAAUGAGGUGUUACUGCAGAUAGACAAAGAUGUCCGGAGACUGUGCCCAGACAUAUCCUUUUUCCAGAGGCCUACAGAUUACCCAUGCCUCCUCAUCCUGGACCCUCAGAAUGAAUUUGAAACGCUCCGCAAGCGGGUGGAACAGACCACCUUGAAGUCACAGACAGUGGCAAAAAACCGGAGCGGAGUCACCAACAUGAGCUCACCUCAUAAGAGCCCAGCCCCAAAUUCACUAAGUGAGUAUCAAGUGUUGCCCAAUGGUUGUGAAGCCCAUUGGGAAGUGGUGGAGCGAAUUCUGUUCAUCUAUGCGAAGCUGAACCCAGGCAUUGCUUACGUCCAGGGUAUGAAUGAAAUCGUGGGGCCUCUCUACUACACCUUUGCCACAGAUCCCAAUAGCGAAUGGAAAGAACAUGCCGAGGCAGACACAUUUUUCUGCUUCACCAACCUGAUGUCUGAGAUCCGGGACAACUUCAUCAAGAGCCUGGAUGACUCCCAGUGUGGCAUCACCUACAAGAUGGAAAAAGUGUACUCCACCCUGAAGGAGAAGGAUGUGGAGCUCUACUUGAAGCUGCAAGAGCAAAACAUCAAGCCACAGUUCUUUGCUUUCCGGUGGCUGACGCUGCUGCUGUCCCAGGAGUUCCUGCUUCCUGAUGUCAUCCGAAUUUGGGAUACCCUCUUCGCUGAUGACAACCGAUUUGACUUCCUCCUCCUCGUCUGCUGCGCCAUGUUGAUGUUGAUCCGAGAGCAGUUAUUGGGAGGGGAUUUCACCUUGAACAUGAGGCUGCUUCAGGAUUACCCCAUCACGGAUGUUCACCACAUCCUACAGAAAGCCAAGGAGCUCCAGGACUCGAAGUAGGCUGGUAGCAGAAAGGCUCAGGACUCCACCUACCUAAGGAAAGGCCCUGUGGUCAGGGCUGAAUCUGUGUCAGCCCUUGGAGACUCCCAGAUGCCUCCGCUUUGCCUGGAGCUGUUGGGCCAGUAGAGUUCAAGCUGAUUGAAUACCCUGCUCCAGGUGUCACUCAUCCACAUGACCUAAUCAGCACCUCAGAAGCAGCUCCAUUCUUUUAUAAUUGUAUUUUAUUUUCCUAGUUUGACUUUUCAUUAUCUGUCUAAUGUCUCCCAUUCCCUUCUCAAUCUCCCUACCCUACUCCACACUCCACACCCUUUCAUCGAUUUCCUCCAGGCCAUUUCAGGAUUGGAGCCAUCCAGGCUCACUUUCUUUGGAAGGAUUCUGUUGGGUGAGUGGUCUGCCUAGAGGUUGAUAUGGGUCCUUUCACGUCUCUGUCUCCGUAUCUUUCCCUCAGUCCUGCUGCUGGGGAUCAUAACUACUGCUUUUCCUGCUUCUGGAUCUGCCUCACCAUAUGUCCUGGGGGUGGAGGUGGAAAAGUAAAGAAUUGUCCAGAGACCCUUCAUCCUUCCUCCUAGCAGGGGCUUUGAAAACUCCUUCCCUGAGAAAGCAACACUAGAAAGAACCAAGAGGCUGAUAAGUGAGGAGCUGCUUUUUGCUCUCUGUAUUUAUUUCUUCCCUCUCUCUCUCACUCUUCUGUUUUGCCUUAUUUCAGGGCUAUUUUCCCCACCAAUUUUAUCAAAGGAAUUAGUUGAAUAGAAUCUCCAGGUAGUGAAUCACCUGAUGACACUAAGAGCUCAUUUCCAGGGAGCCAAGGACAGUGGUAGUGCUAGGGAGCUUAGACUUUGCUUGCAUGACUGUGCAGGUUCAGAACCUUGGAUAUCUCUUGCACCCUUGAGCUCCUCACCUUCAAACCUCUGCCCACUAUGUUUUGGCAGGCUCACAGUGUUUUCUGAGUUUGGCAGGCCCAGGGUCCCUUCACUGCUCAAUUAAAGAUCUCUGUCUUGAGAACAAGAGUCACUAAGUUUUGCCCUACGGAUGUUUUGAGCCUAACACCACCCAGAAAAUCUUUGUUGCCUCACCUCCCUUAGGUCUCUUUGUCUUUAGAACCCUAGAAUGCUACCACUUGCCUGGAAAGGGCUCAGAGGUGGAAGGCAGGGACCUAGGGAUAUGGAAAGCAGUGCAUCUUGUUUCUUCAGUUUAGAUCCAGGGUUUUAACUGGAAAUGAGAAUUUUUAAUAGAAAAAUGGCUUAGAACUAUUAGCUUAUACUGAUUGGGGGAUAGGUACCAAAUAAUGAGGAAACUGGGAUCAAUAGGAUGUUCCCACUGGGGUCAGUUGCUGCACAGGCACUUAUUUUAAUUUAGAGUAGAGCUUAUCUCCAAAGGGACUUCUGACGCUAAUGUGUCAGGAGUUCAGAUGUGCUAGUACAGGAAAGUCCAUUUGCUGAGGGAAGAAGCCAGCACUCCAUUGGCACAGACACCAAAGCAGAACAAUCCUAGAAAGGUUUGCUGGUUCUAGCCUGGCCCCUUUGGAAGCCACUUCUCCCCUUUGAUAUAGCAGUGGGUGAAUGUGUUCAAAAGUAUGUUAUUUCUCUUUGGAAUUUGUUUGUAUAAUAUUUGGAGAAGUUAGAAUAAGGUAUCAUAGGGAGAGUCUUAAGGUUUAUUUGUUUUUUUUUUCCUUUCCCACACCACAUGCCAUCCAGCAGGACCCAGGGUCGUGGGUCUGACCUCUAGGCCUUUUUCCCAUCAUGUGCCUCCUGUAGGUGUUUCUCAAGCUUGAAUUCUGCCAUAUUCCUGAUAAGGAGACAAUUUCUUUUACUGGUCCCAGUUGUUAGGCUAGGGUCUGCAUUCCAUUUUUGCCAGGGUCUUCUCCAUAAGCUUGUCUCCUGCUCUUGCCUUUCUGGCCUUGUCAGUGUUUGAGAGAGUUUACUAAAACUCCAUUAUUUAUUACAGAUGGGCAAGUUUUAUGGUAGAAAUGAAUGUAUGGCCGUUAUGAUUUAUCAAAGUUACCUGGAAACCCCAGUACUACCCUUCCUCCAUUUUGUUUUUGUAGCAGCCUAAUCAAUGGUUUCUGACCAUCUCUGCCACAUUUGUAGGUUUGGUUCUGAAAGGAGGGAGAGAAAAAUAUAUAUAUAGAUCAUUUCCUUUCCUUUGGGUUCCCCACCUCAUGGUACUUGCUUAGUCCUGGGUGAUUCCUUUUAACUCCUCACUUCUGAUUGGAGCUGUGGAGUCUUUGGUACUCUAGCAUAGUAAGGAGGCAGCUUGAGCAGAGAACUGCUUGUAGCAGAUACUCUCCAUCCCCCACUCCCAGCUUUAGGUUUUGCCUGCUGUCCUAGAGAAUUUUAAGGGAUAGGGCAGGUACUUGAAGUACCUGGGAGCAAUUAUAGAUUUCCUCUCAUUUACUGGGUAGAAGAAAAUCAAGCACUUGCUGUAUUCUUUCACUUAUUUUCCUCCUAGAUGACCCUGUCUAAAACUUCAAAGGAAGGAAGAAGGAAGCUGUGUCAUGUUUUCCAAGUCAGACCCUCUAUAACUGUCCACCAGCUUUUCUCAUGGAGUAGUACAGUAGGUGAUCUCUUCUCUGGCUGUUUUUUCCCCCUCUUCCAAGGACCCUAGGCUGGAAAAAUAUUCUGUUUUACCUUAAAGUACCAGGAUUGUACCUCAAUAUUUUUAUGGCCUGAGGGCUCUGGCUCAGGGGUCCAGCCAAGACUGCCCAGAUAAGCUCAGACACAUUCCCUUCUUGCCUUCUCCGGGCCUAUACUGUGCUAUAUAUAUAAAAUCCUGUGACAAAGAUGGGACCUGAUCACCCCAGAAGCCUACUACUAUUCUCUGUACUGUUCUCAUGCUUUUUUAACCAUACAAGGAAGGCUGGGGAUGUAAUGUUAGCAAUGAGUCAAGCCAUGAGAGGUUUAAAUUGAGAAAUGUCGCAGACGUGGGGAACCUUAGGCCUCGAGGCCACAUGUGGCCCUCUGGGUCCUCAAGUGCAACCCUUUGACCGAAUCCAAACUUCAUAGAACAAAUCCCUUCAAUAAAAGGAUUUGUUCUGUCAAACUUGGGCUCAUUGUGGACACAUGUGACCUCGAGGCCACAGGUUCCCCACCUGGAUUUGUUGCAGAUCCGGCUUUCUUUCCCUUUGGUUAAGCUCCCAGAUUCAAAUGGUGGACUCAUGAAAGUGGUUGGGUAGGAGCACCGGCUGGCUAGAGGCAGGCCUUUCUAUUGGAGAACAUCCUUGAGAACCAGACCUAAGGCCCCAGCCCACACCUCAGGACCUUUUCCAGUUUUUGUUCGAGGUGUCCAGAAGGCAUUUCUUUGGAUUGCUGAGAAUGUUUUUUCUUUUAAAUCAGUGCUGUUCAUGAAAACUUGUCUUAAUAAAUCAUGCGUCUUUCCUUUGCCAUGG
This is a messenger RNA of Trichosurus vulpecula (common brushtail), 4895 nucleotides long. It is a transcript of the gene TBC1D13, whose product is annotated as TBC1 domain family member 13. Gene Ontology annotation, molecular function: GTPase activator activity. The transcript has 12 exons. The record is from RefSeq and is a predicted model, not a curated record. Gene Ontology annotation, biological process: intracellular protein transport; activation of GTPase activity. The coding region runs from base 320 to 1510 and encodes 396 amino acids. Lineage: Eukaryota; Metazoa; Chordata; Mammalia; Diprotodontia; Phalangeridae.